UUCACCUUCAUUUCAUAUGCGCUUGUCUUUUUCCUUGAUGGAUAUCGGUAUACAGUUAUAACUGAGCCGCGUCAGCCAGAGCCAAAAUGUUAAAUAUUUAUAAGCUGUUUUAAGUUUUCUGUUCACAGCAGAAUGUCGUAGCCCAGUCAAGUUUUGAGCAGCACAAGAACGUGCAAGAACAAGGCUGGCAUAACCUAGAUCAGGCAAAAUUGAAGAAAGUGUAUUGAAAUUUAUUUGGCAAAUGGAGUAAGGUAAACAUGUCUCGAUACAGAAGUCAUCAGCGCCAAAUUUCAAUCAUGAUGGCAGUUAUUCUCUCGGGUUGCUUUCUCCUCCUUACACGAGGAGGAAUUUGCAAAUGUCACUCCGUAAUUCCACAAAAGAACCUGACGCUGUGACUGAAGAAGGUACCACCGCCCCUUACGGUUCCUUCCCAGUCGCGUACCAAGACGAAUCGAGGCUCUUAUCCUACGUCAGGGGACUAAUCCAUCCGCCAGCUCCUAAAGACGUCCCGUACAACUUAACCAGACACUGGAGGAGACACUUUUCUUAGUACAAUCGGAGCGUUUACCUCACAGAGGAGCUUCUCAAAGGGAAGCGCGACGGCAUCUUUGUCGAACUGGGGGCUUUGGAUGGUGAGACCCACAGUAACACGGUCUUCUUGGAAAGAGAAUUGGGGUGGACAGGGCUCCUCAUAGAACCUCUUCAGGAAUAUUUCAGGAGCCUCACCACGAAGGGGAGGAAGGCUUACUCCAUCAAUGCCGGAGCUGCGCUCACCAACAGAUCGGCCAUCAAGCAUCUGUACCGUUCCAGAGGUCUUUUACUUCUCACACUGUUGGACUGUGAACAGCUUCCCUGAGGAUAUUAUGCAGUUAGUACUUCAACGUUUAGGCGAAGAUGUAAUGCAUUACUACACUAGAACAAGUUCCCUACCUACUUUCAUCCGUGAUUGAUUUCAAAUGAAAACCAUAUUCUUUGGAAGUCUGAAUUUCAGAGAAUCAUGUCACGAUACAGAGGUCAGCAGCGCCAAAUUGCACUCAUGAUGGCCGUUAUAUUCUCGAGUUGCUUUCUCCUCCUUUCACGAGUACCUAACAGCCUGGACACAUCUCUCACAGAAAGAUACAUUACAAGAGAGCAAGAUAAACCAAUAACCAAAGGCAGACAGUACAGAAAGAGGGAUUUGCAAAGGGCACUCCAUAAACCUGCGAAAGAACCUGAUGGUGUGACAAAAGACAACACUGUCUUUUACGGCUCAUUCCCAAUCAUGUACCAAGACAACCCUAAGCUUGUAUCCUACGUCAGGGGGCUGAUCCAUCCGCCUGCCCCAAGAGAUGUCCCUUACAAUUUUACUAGACACUGGAGGAGAUACUUUUCCCAGUACAAUCAGAGCAUUUACCUCACUGAGGAGCUUCUUAGAGGGAUGCGCAACGGCAUCUUUGUCGAACUGGGGGCUUUGGAUGGUGAGACCCACAGUAACACGGUCUUCUUGGAAAGAGAACUGGGGUGGACAGGACUCCUCAUAGAACCUCUUCCAGAAGGUUUUAGGAACCUCACCAAGAAGGGGAGGAAGGCUUACUCCAUCAAUGCCGGAGCUGCGCUCACCAACAAAUCAGCCAUCGAACACUUCAAGGUCUACGAUUACAACUCGCUGGGGUUAAGCCACAUAACAAACAAAACAUCCAAGACUGUUGCCAUCAAGACUUUUCCACUCUACACCAUGCUCCUGGCUGUGAACAUCACCACCAUCGACUUCUUGUCACUAGAUGUAGAAGGAGACGAACUAAAGGUAUUACAAACAAUGCCCUGGGACAAGGUGCAGGUCAGGGUCAUGUGCGUUGAAAUCAACCACGUUGAAGGUGGCGCUCCUGCAGUGAUAAAUUACAUGGAGAAACAAGGGUACAUUCUACUAAGUGUUAGGUAUAUAGACGCCUGGUUUGCAAAGAAAGAACUUCUGGAAGAGACGAUGGGAAUAAAGCUCAUUCCGAACACUUUGGAAUACAAUGUGAUGAAAGAUUACUGAUGUUUGAUGAAUCGUUUAUUAUUUCGUGUGAACCUUUUUACAUACUUCAAACUUAUCCCACAGACGCCAACAACAAUAAUUUUGUUCAAUUAGGUAACCUUUCACACAUUUGAUAAUACGCAGUAAAUGUGCCACACUGUUGAAUUUCUGUUCCAGAUUCUUUUAUUCCUCACACUGUUGGACUGCGGAACAGCUUCCAUAGGGACAUUGUGCAAUUACAACAUCAAAGUUCAGGCGAAGAUGCAAUGGAUUACCAACCUAAAGCAAUUCUUGUAUUUUAAUAAUCUAC
Messenger RNA from Macrobrachium nipponense, 2306 nucleotides. RefSeq lists its product as uncharacterized. The coding region runs from base 998 to 2017 and encodes 339 amino acids. Lineage: Eukaryota; Metazoa; Arthropoda; Malacostraca; Decapoda; Palaemonidae. The record is from RefSeq and is a predicted model, not a curated record. The transcript has 10 exons.